CUUGUAGAUGUAGGCAAGGAUAUAAAACCGUCUCACCUGUUCUGCUGUUGGAAGAUGGCCACUGCAGCGGAGGACCCCCACCUGGGCUCAUGCCCCGGUGAGGACGAUGAUCUGUCAGAGGGAGACUCCGAUUCAGACAGCAUCCUCUCUGAUGACUCGGUGCUUCCAGACUACAUACCGGAGACAAGUGGGGGACAGACGGCAUCAACACUGUAUCGAGCAUGCGUCCGUAAUGACCUCACCUCUCUGCGGAAAGUUCUGGAAAGAGGGGUAACGAAAGAGGAGGUCAACGAGCUGGAUAUCAAUGGCUGGAAUGGCCUGAUGGUGGCGUGCUGCAAGGGUUUUGUGGACAUUGUAUAUGGCCUUCACAGCUGUCCCUAUAUGGACAUAAAUCACCAAGACAAUGAAGGAAACACUGCUCUGAUGAUUGCAUCCCAAGCAGGUCAUGUCAACACAGUCAUGUAUCUCCUAAACUACUACCCUGGCAUAGACACUGAAAUCAUGGAUUGUCGAGGUUUCACCGCCCUCAUCAAAGCUGCUAUGACCGGCCGCACUGACGUCAUGGCCGCCCUUGUUAUGGCUGGGGCUGACAUACAUGCAGUAGACACCACAAAAGGAAAAUGCGCUAAGGACUGGGCACUGAAGACAGGUCGCUAUGAGACCCUUAAUCGUCUCCGCCGUCUUAUUUUGCGGCCUAAAGCCGAGCAGUUCUGUGAGAGUUACGUCCCUGAGUGGCCUGAGCUCAAGGAAAGGGUUGCCAAGGCCACAGCUGAGAAAAGUGCCAGGGAAAAAAUCACCCAGCGGAUCAAAAACACAUUUGUCAUCAGAUUUCCUCGUGACCCCGAGGACGACGGGGUCUUGGACCACAUGGUGCGCAUUACCACCAGUGUCCACAGUCCCCUAAUCGCAACUGGAUGCCGUCCACUCUGCCCUACGAGUCCUCCUGAGUUGGGGAAGAGGCGCAUGGCUGUGCCAGAGCUGGUGAAGAAACACCCAGAUAAGAAAUUAGAAGAGAGCUCAGUUUGUCACAGCAACGGCUCAGUAUCACACAUCAUUCCCGCAAUCCAGUCUGCAGAGUCCAUCUCUACAAUGUGCUGUGCAGAGGCCGAGCGGCGAGGCAGCAUGCUCUCAUUGACUUCCACCAAAGUCGCUCCUACGUUCAUUUCCCGCAAUAUGGCGAGAAGGAACAGCGUGUUCCCCUCUGGCUGCAUCCCCAAGAUCGAUAUCAUCAGGCCAACAGAGGCAACUCCAAAGAAGGAAAAGAAGAAGAAGAAGAAGGACAAGCGCUUCCUGGAACCACCUAUUUGGAAGUACAAGGAGGCCAAGGAAGAGAAAAAGAGGGAGCAGAAGAGAGCAGAGAAAGAAAAGGAAGAGAAAGAGAAAGAGAAAAAGCAGAAAAAGAAAGAAAGCAAGAAAGCCAAAAAAUAA
This is a messenger RNA of Centropristis striata (black sea bass), 1428 nucleotides long. RefSeq names its product ankyrin repeat domain 33Ab (gene ankrd33ab). The transcript has 4 exons. Gene Ontology annotation, molecular function: protein binding. The record is from RefSeq and is a predicted model, not a curated record. The coding region runs from base 55 to 1428 and encodes 457 amino acids. Lineage: Eukaryota; Metazoa; Chordata; Actinopteri; Perciformes; Serranidae.